Messenger RNA from Lodderomyces oxycetoniae, 9363 nucleotides. It is a transcript of the gene VPS13, whose product is annotated as membrane morphogenesis protein. Gene Ontology annotation, cellular component: extrinsic component of membrane. Bases 1 to 9363 code for a protein of 3120 amino acids. The record is from RefSeq and is a predicted model, not a curated record. Lineage: Eukaryota; Fungi; Ascomycota; Pichiomycetes; Serinales; Debaryomycetaceae. Gene Ontology annotation, biological process: protein retention in Golgi apparatus; mitochondrion organization; late endosome to vacuole transport. The transcript has a single exon.
AUGUUUGAAUCAUUAGUUGCCAAUUUGUUAAAUCGGUUUUUAGGCGCUUACCUUGAGAAUUUCGAUUCGAAACAGUUGAAUAUUGGGAUAUGGGGCGGGGAUGUUAAGCUAACCAAUCUCAGGUUAAAGAAGGAGAGUUUGGACAAGUUCAAGUUACCAAUAGAUGUCAAAUUUGGCCACCUUGGAGUAUUGACUCUACAGAUACCUUGGUCAAAUUUGAAGGGAAAACCUGUUCAAAUCAUAAUUGAAGAUCUUUACUUACUCGCGGUGCCUAUAAUAUUGCAGAAUUACGAUGCAGAUGAAGACGAGAGGCGCAAACAAGCAGUGAAACAAGAUAAACUAAAGGAAUUAGAGUUUGUUUUGCAAACAAAGAGCCAAGAAUUGGGUAAAGAAGAUCUUGCAAAUGAAACGUUUACAGAGUCAUUAAUGACCAAGAUUGUUGACAAUUUACAAGUGACUAUCAAAAAUAUACACAUUAGAUAUGAGGAUAAAUCGGUAUUAACGGAGACGCCGUAUACUUUUGGAGCCUCUCUAAAGGAAUUAUCGGCAGUUUCUACCGACGAAAAUUGGCAACCUUCGUUCAUUUCCAUUACUCAAGCAUUUACAAGAAAAUUGUUGAAACUAGACAGCUUAUCCUGCUAUAUGGACACUCAAUCGCCAAAUUUGUUUUCAGAGCUCAAUAAUGACCAAUUGUUGGACUGUUUUAACAGUGCCACCACAAGCAGCGAGUAUCUUGUGAAGCCAGUUACUGGUAAUGGCAAGCUAACUGUCCAUAAAGCAGGAACAACCAAAACCACACCGCAUAUCAACUCAGACUUGUGCUUUGAUGAAUUUGGACUAGAAUUAAAUACUCAACAGUAUCAAAACAUAUUGUGGACAGCUUCGAAAUUUCAUUGGUAUAUCAAAACAGAAAAAUUUCGAAGACUAAGACCGAAACAGCCACCAAGCGAAGCCCCUAGAGAGUGGUUCAAAUACGCCGCUCAAUGCAUUUUGAAUGAGAUUCACGAAAAUAAUUACAAAUGGAGUUGGGAGUACAUGGAGAAAAGAAGAGAUCAAAGAUUAUUGUACAUAAAACUUUGGAUGCUUAAGCUUUCUAAAAACUUGGGAGAACUAGAACAAAAGGAAUUGGAGAAACUAGAAUGGGAUCUACCAUUUGAGGAUAUUAAAUUUUAUAGAGCACUUGCACGGAAUAAAAUUCGAAAAGAAAAUAGCCAAAUUGCAUUGUAUGACACCAACAAGGCAGCACAAAAGAAUGAGAAUCAAAACAAUAAGGGAUGGCUUUCAGGAUGGUGGAGCGGCAGCACCAGUUAUGCGCAAGAGAGCGAAAAGAAGCAAACGUUAGAAGCUGAUGGUAGUGAUGCUGUUACCGAGUUGUCCCUCUCAGAUGAGCAGAAAAAGGAACUCUACAACACAAUUGACUAUGACGAACAAGCACAAGUUUCAGUUAUUGACUUACCCAAGGAUUACGUGAAAGUGCGGGUCAGCACCUUUUUAAAAAGAGGUGGAUUAGUUAUUAGAAAAAACGACGCAAAUGAAUUAGCAGAGGUUAUUUUUGAAGGAUGCAAAACGCAAUUUUUCCAAAGACCAGAUUCUUUCCUUGCGGGGUUCCAAAUGCAGGAGUUUAGAAUUGAAGACGGAACUGGGUCAAGUAUUUAUAAACACAUGGUGAGCGUUAAGCAAGCUGCCGAACUAAAUCAACAAAAUGAAAAGGAUUCAAACAGUCCCUUUUUCCAAGCUCAAUAUGAACAAAACCCACUUGACGGUACCGCCGACUCCAGUCUUUCAGCACAGCUAAAGUCUAUGACCAUUUUUUAUAAUCCAAAGUUUAUUGAAGAAAUCAUUGUCUUUUUCACGCCUCCAAAAAUUCACUUGGAUACUAUUGGCGCGAUAAUGAAUGCUGCUGAAGCAUCGAUUGAAGGAUUGACCGCACGUACCAGAAUGGGUUUGGAAUACGUUUUGGAAGAACACAAGACAAUAAAUUUGAAGCUAGAUUUACAAGCGCCCUUAAUAAUCGUGCCUCUUGAUCCUUCGAGCUUUAAGUCACCGGUUGCGAUAUUGGAUGCAGGUCAUAUCAGUGUUAUUAGCAACUUGGUAGAAAGAUCAAAAAUCAAGGAAUAUAAAGAAAAGGAAAAGUAUACAGAUGAGGACUGGAAAAAUUUACAGAACCUAUUAUACGACAAAUUCAAUGUGUAUUUGAAUGACAUUGAAUUUUACGUUGGCAAUACCAUUAAACUGACUAUGGAGCAGUUGUAUGCUGAUGAGGAUUCAAGACCAGCACGUAUGUUGAAUAAUUUGAGUUUGCAGUUUAGUCUUGGUAUUUCCAUACUACCAGACGCUCAAAAUCUUCCAAAAAUAAAGGCAGGUGGAAACGUUCCUAAAGUGAGCAUUGCCAUGAACGAUUUCCAGUAUAAAACCAUUUUGGAAAUCAUGGAUGCCAUGGUAGCGGUACUACCCGAUGUUACUUCUGAUAUACCCGACGACAAUUCCAGCGUUUUCAAUGCUUAUGGUAACUAUCAACAGAAUGACGGGGUUGAUGUUGAAAAAACGACACAACUUACCAAGAAGGAGGAUAAUGAUAAUGAUGUGGAUAAAGACAAAGAUAAGGGUAAGGGUAAGGGUAAAGAUAAAGAUAAAGAUAAAGAUAAAAACAAGGCUGAAGAACAGCGCUUAUUUGAAUCCGAAUUUUGUAUUGACACAAUCGAGUUGGCUAUUUCAAGGUGCAUUGAUGGUGUUUCACUAAAAGAUGAGCCUUUGAUUGGCUUGACCGGUGAUGCAUUACAAUUGCACUUAUUCAAGACAGAAACUGACCUACAUUUGACAUUGUCACUUUUAGAUAUGAGUGUUUUUGACAGAAUGGAGACUUCUGGCGUUGAAGAGUUUAAGAAAUUGAUGUCAUCUGAUAUUGAAGGGGAGAAUGAUCGAAAAUUGUUAGCAUUGAGUUUAGUGCGUAAGCAACGAGUGGUUGAGUUCAACAACAAACAAAUUGAAGUUUUUGACCAGGAGAUAGACCUCCAAAUAGCAACUGUCAAGUUUGUACUUACAAGAAAGACUAUUUUGGAUUUCAUAACUUUUUCAAUGAAUACCUUUACAGAUCCUAAUGCCAAACCAACACCCGCGGACGCAUUGAAUCAUAAUACUGGUGAAAUUGAGGAGUUAACGCCACAAAAGAUAAAUAUGAAGAUAAAGUUGGAUAGCAUUAUUAUGAUUUUGAAUGAAGAUGGUCUCAAACUAGCUACUUUGGAGUUGGACUCUGCAAACAUAGAUUUGUUUUUACUACCAGAAUCAAUUGAUGUUCAAGGUAACUUAGGAGCGCUCACGUUGAAAGACGACAUUAUCGGUGAUACAUUGAAGAACUCAACGUGGCGUAACUUGAUCCACAUGGAUGGAGACAAUUUGGCAGAAUUUAGUUAUAAAACUUUCGAUAUUCAAAGCGGAAGACCAUCUGAAGUUGAAUUUAGAACAGGAUCGCUAUCGAUAACUUUUAUUGAAAGCUCGGUUAACAGAAUACUAGAGUUUUUAAGUCAGUUUAUGAAAAUGAAGGCUAUUUACGAUAGUGCUAGAGAAGCUGCAAUGAACCAAGCAACCCAACUACCAGCAAGAGUAAAAUUUGAUAUUUUGGUACGCGCUCCUACAAUUAUAUUUCCCUUUAUUGACAAGGGAAAUGAUAAAAUAGUUGCUAACUUAGGAGAGAUUUAUGCGCGCAAUGAAUACAAGGAUGAAAUCAAUGCAAUAACUUCAGGUAUCAGGAAAGUCAGCUUGGUUUCCAGCUUUUACUUUGACAACGUGGAGCAGCAUUUGAGUAUUGUUGAGAAUUUGGACAUUGUAUUCAAUGCCGAUUGGUCUGAAAAUUAUGUGCAAGGUGUACCUACAUUUGAAAUUCAAGGAAAGAUGCCCGAGCUAGAAAUAAGUUUGACUGAGAUGCAAAUCAAACUCUUGAGUGAACUCUCCACCUCCAUUGGAGACGCGUUCACUUUUGACACUUCAGAGCAAGAUUUGAAGGACAUUCAAGAAGACGCUCAAUUUGCAAAUGAGGUUUUAAAGCACAACACAAACAAGGUGAACCCGCAACAAAAGCAAAUUAUUCAGACAACAAAUUCAACUGGAAAACCACCUUUACUUUUACCUCCAUCUUCAUCUCCACCACCACCCCUGGAGGUGCAAAUUCCCUCAGACCAUAUUAUGGUGGACUUGAAGUUUACGGUUCCACUAUUAGCGCUUACCCUAUACAAUAAAACACUUGGAUCCAAAGAUGUUAGCGAGCUUCUGCUAUCCAAGUUCUCUUUGAAUGGCCUAAAUAUCAACUUUGUGAGUGACCAAAGUACUCAUUUCAAAUCGGACCUAAAGAUCACCUCCUUUGUUGUUGAAGACGUUCGAAAGCACACUCAGAGCAAAUUUCUUACAUUGAUUCCUGCAGUAGAAGGUGUAAAAGACCAGUUUGUUUUGAGCGCCAACUCGUCCGGUGACCCUGAGGAUAAGAAUAUAACCAUAUUGUUGACAGUUGAAAAACCAACCGCCGUUUUGGCUCUCGAUUACUUGUUUGAGUUGCAAGCAUUUUUUGAACACUCAAUGCUGCCGCAAAGACCAGAGCUAACACCCAGAAAUUCUAGAAAGUCAGUUGUUCUGAUUUCGCAAGGAUCAAAGAAACCUCUUGUGAACGAGGUGGCGUCUACUACUUCGAAAGUUGGGUUUUCUAUAAACGUAACCAAGCCAUCUGUUUUUUUGCUCGCGGAUGAUUCAAAAGAAGACACUGAAGCUGUUGUUUUCAAAAUUGAACAAAUAUUGAUCACAAAACAGAACAUCAUUUCUUUAGCUAUGAGUAACAUUGGAAUGUACUUAACACGAAUGGACGACCCUAGAAAUGCCAGUUACAGAAUCAUUGACGAUUUCUCAGUUUCGUUUGCUUAUGACGAUAGAGGGUCGACUCCAGCAAAAUCACGUGCAAGAGUUCAAGCAUCGGUCGAGGCUUUGAUUUUAAGGGUAUCACUAAGAGAUAUAAGAUUGGGUUAUGCAACUGUUCAAAGAGCAAAUGACUUAUUUGCAAAACAUCAAGAUUUGAAAACAAACAGAGAUGGUACCUUUGUUGACAAUUUCAAAAAGAAGGUUUCUGAAUAUGCGCCAAGCAUAAUUUCAUCAAUGUCAGAAGAGACAGAUAAUGUUGUUGCUACGGGCGACGGUGGUGGAGACGAAGAAGGAAAAAGUGUUGAAGUUGACAAAGGCGAUGAGGAACUCACCGCCAGUGUUGGCGGGUUGAGAUUCGUUCUUAUUGGUGCUGUUUCGGAAUUACCAGUACUUGAUAUGAACUUGGAGCCCUUUGAAUUGAAAGCUCUCAACUGGUCUACAGAUUUGAGCGCAGAAUUACAUAUCGAGACUUUUGUCAACAUUUUCAACUAUGCCAACUCCUGUUGGCAGCCCUUGCUCGAACCUUGGCCAGUUUCUAUUUAUGCUUCAAAAUUGCAAGAUCCAGAAUCAAAAUUGCAAGUUGAAACCGUCUCGCGACAACUUGCGCAAAUCACCAUUACUUCAAGGUCAGUUGCACUAUUAUCUCAAACGCAAACAUUGCUUAGCAUGGAUGAAAAAUUGAAACCCAGAGGUCAAGAUUACCCAUUUGUGAUUGUAAAUGACACUGGCUUAGACCUUACAAUUUGGACAAAUGGUAAUGAAGAAGCCACGAAAACAGAGAUCAAUGACCAAGAAAGAAAACCUUGGACUUUUGAAGACUGGAGAACGAUUCGUGAAAACUUGGAUGCAGAUACUGCCAGUACGUUGGGUCUUGCCUUCAAAAACAAUGAUUAUGAAAAAAUUAGCGCCAUAUCUGCCGCUAGAGUGGGCGAGGAGUUGUAUGUCCUUAACCCCCCUGUUAACGGUGUACACAACCGCUUAGCUGUAAAUAUCCAAUUGCGUGAUGAUAAUGUUAAAGUCAUCAAUAUAAGGUCUACAGUUUUGAUCGAGAAUGACGCUGAUAUUCCAAUUGCUGUAGCUACCUUUGAUGAGAAAGAUUCAAUAAUCCAUAUAGAGUCUAAAAAAAGCAGAGCUGUACCAAUAAAUUUAGUCUACGAAGGCAAAUUGAGAAUCAAACCGCAGUUACACACUUCAUUUGGAUGGUCAGAGGAAUCGAUUGGUUGGAAGGACUUGAUGAAGAAACCAAUGUCCUUGAGAUGUCCUUCAAAAAGUAAGCAAGACUCUUCCGUGUAUUAUUUCCAAAUAGAAGCUGCAUUUGAUCGAGACGAAACUUUGGCAAGAAUAUAUCCUCAUUUCAACUUGAUUGUGUCUGCACCGUUGGAGAUUGAGAAUUUGUUACCAUACGAUUUCAAGUAUCGUUUGUAUGAUAAAAACUCUAGGAAAGAAUGGGCAGGAAGUGUCAAGAAGGGCGUUAAUAGUUAUGUCCAUGUUGUAAGCUUGGAUAAUUUGUUGCUACUAAGCGUGGAGCCAGAGAAUUGCGGGUACAACAAAUCUGAGUUUGCAAUAAUAAACGGCACCAAGACGAGCGAAUUUACUCGUGAACAAACAAUGGUUCUUCGAGGCAAAAACUCAAAUACACUUCGAUUGAAUAUUCAUUACCCCAAAAAGCAGGCGGAUAGUACUAGUUUGAAAGUUGUUGUUUACAGUCCAUAUGUCAUAUUGAACAGAUCCAAUUUAAACAUUUUCGCUAAUGAACGUGGAAACAUAUUCGAGUCACCCAGUAGGGCGAGCGAUGGCCGCGAGAAUUAUCCAACAAUGUUUUCGUUUGAUAAAUUUGGAGAUCGGAAGAAUCGGGCAACGAUAAAAGCAGAUGAUACGGUUUGGUCACUCCCUGUCAGUUUUGACGCGAUCGGACAAUCCAAUCAAGUGAAAUUACAACUUUUGGGACAACAAAAGGAGAUCAACUUAGGUAUUUCGAUACUGGAGGGUGAAGGUAAAUACAAUUUGACCAAGACCGUGACGGUGGCUCCUAGAUAUGUACUAAUUAACAGACUUGAUAUGGGCUUAGGUGUAGUUGAGGAAGGAUCUACCCAGCUGAUAAAUGUCGAUAUGGGUGCUUUAUUGCCACUUUACGGACUACGCUGCUUAGACAAGACAAACCUACUCCUCAGACUCAGAAAUUCUUCAAAGUGGUGUCAACCAUUUUGUAUUGACGAUGUUGGCCAACUAUUUGUGAAGGUUCAAAACAGCGAUGAAAGACAGAUAUUACUCAAAGUUACUAUGCUACUAGAGGAAGCUACAAUGUUCAUACAUGUUGAAAAUGCCAAUAACCAAUGGCCUUUUGCGAUUAAAAAUUAUACUAACGAGGAGUUUUACGUCUACCAGAAUGACCCAAACAUCAAUGCCGAUGGUGAAGUUGUGAAGAAUGAUACUCCAUAUAAACCCAUAUACUACCAAGUACCGCCAAAGAGUAUUAUGCCGUAUGCCUAUGACUAUCCCAAUGCUAUAGUAAAAGAGUUGAUCGUGAGGUCCCAUGGAAGGGAGAGGUCCGUAAACUUAUCUGAAAUUGGAAAUUUAAGACCAUUUAGACUCCCACCAGCCAGUGGCAAAAGUCAAGUUGUUAUUGACUUGAAUGUUUGUGCUGAUGGACCUACUCAAACUUUGGUUAUCACAGACUAUGAUCCAUCCAAAAGCAUAUAUAGCAUUGCGGAAGAGACUGCUUCUGGUGCCUCUUUGUCAAAAAGUCAAAGUCAUUUUGAAGCUGCCAAAAUUGAGGAAAAUUACACCACUAAGAUAGUGACAAAAUUUGAUGGUAUUGGUAUCUCUUUGAUCAAUACGAAUGAGGAAGAGUUGUGCUACAUUACCAUUAAGGGACUUGAGUUUCGAUACAAUGAAUCAAACAUUUAUCAGACCUACAGUAUGAAGUUGAAAUGGAUUCAAAUAGACAACCAACUACAUGGGGCUAUGUUUCCUAUUGUUCUUUACCCGUCAGUGGUGCCCAAGACAGGCGAGGAAUUAAACGAGCAUCCAGCGCUUUCGGCAUCGGUAUGUCGAGUAAAAGAUGACACCCAUGGGGUGCUUUUUAUAAAGUACGCAACAAUUUUACUUCAAGAGAUGACUUUUGACAUUGGGGAAGAUUUCUUGUACGCCUUAAUUGAUUUUGCUAAAUUCCCUGGAGCUUCUUGGAAUAAGCAACAAAUUGAUAGACUUUGUGAGGACAGUUUGGAUAUUCCUGAGCCAUUGAAACUUAAUGAUACAAGAGAUAUCUACUUUGAAGCCUUGCAUUUGCAACCAAUACAAGCAAAUAUUUCAUUUGUACGUACUGAUACAACUGAAGUUGAAGAUAAAACCACAGCACAGAAUGCUCUAAUGUUUUGCUUUAAUGUUUUGACCAUGGCUAUGGGGAACAUCUCGGAUGCCCCUAUUAAAUUGAAUGCGUUGUUUAUUGAAAACAUUAGGGUGCCCACGCCGAUAUUGGUAGAUUCAAUACAAACUCAUUACAAGCAAGCAUUCUUUUACCAGCUUCAUAAUAUUGUUGGCUCUGCAGACUUUUUGGGAAACCCGGUUGGCUUGUUCAACUUACUCUCCUCGGGGGUUAUAGACAUCUUUUAUGAGCCAUAUCAAGGCUUUGUUUUGAAUGAUAGGCCACAAGAGCUAGGAAUAGGUCUAGCCAAAGGAGGACUCAGUUUUGUUAAGAAAACAGUGUUUGGUUUCUCAGACUCCUUUUCUAAGAUUACAGGAUCGCUUGCUAAGGGAUUAUCAGUUGCAACCAUGGAUCCCAAGUUUCAAGAGCGUAGACGAUUACAAAUGAAAAGAAAUAGGGUGAAUCACUUUGCUGGAGGAGCCAAUUCCUUCUUCGAGUCACUUACUUCCGGAAUUGGAGGUAUUGCAGUUGACCCCAUCGAAGGUGCUAGUGUGGGCGGUACUGCAGGUUUUUUUAAGGGACUUGGUAAAGGUAUGAUUGGAUUGCCUACCAAAACUGCUAUUGGUCUUUUUGAUUUUGCUUCUAAUGUGAGUGAAGGAAUUAGAAAUAGUGCCACAGUUUUUGAUGGCGAAGCUUUAGAUAGAGCGAGACUUCCUAGAUAUAUAAACCCCGAUGGUGUUAUCAAGCCUUAUUCAGAGCGGGAAGCACAAGGUCAAUAUUGGCUAUAUACUAUUGAUGAAGGAGCGUUUUACAAGGAGAGAUAUUUGGCACACUUGCUUCUUCCAGGAGACGAAAUGGUGGUUCUUGUAACUUACAGGCAAAUCAUUCUAUUUGAUAUUAGAUCAUUAAGGUCGAGAUGGAUUAUCAACUUUGAUCAGAUAAAAUCCAUUUCGGUGGCGUCAGCGGGCUUAACGAUAGAGUUGAAAAAUAGGAAUGGCCCAUUCAUCCCGAUUCCCGAUAGAAAUAAUAGAACUUUCUUGUAUCAAAAGAUAGGCAUUGCUGUGAAAGAAUACAAUAAAAAGUGCCGAGUUGCUCUUUAA